UGGUGCGUGAAAUUGAGCAAUUCAAUGAAAUUCCAUUUGAAUUGUAGCAGCUAGAUUGAAGCAUUCGUGUUCUUUAAAGAUUUCUGUUAGAAGCAGAGAGGAUUUUGAAUUAAGCUCAUUUAUUGUAUUUUGGACUCUGGGGAAACCUAGAUUCCGUCAUCUAGAGAAGGAUUUAGUCAAAUAAUAUAUCUGCAAAAAUAUAGUAGGAAGAGAGUGUAUUUCUAGCAUUUUUGGAAUGGCAACUUCGUUGAGUUUCUGCAGCGGUGAAACUCCUUAUGCUGGAUUCAGAACGAGUUUGCCGUUGAUUUCAUCGAGAAGGAUUAAGUUUGCAGCAUCUGUAGCUUCGCCUGCUGGAUUUUUGUGUCAAAGAAGAGUUGUUGGUUGCACAAGUAGAGCCUUGAGAAGCAGUUGUGUGAGAGGAGCCACUUCUAUGGGUGCGAAGUCCAAGACUGUGCAAAGUCCCAAUGGAAGUGUGGGGCAAUUGAGCUGUGUCAUGAAGUUUGAUGCGUCUUCAGUGGCAUCAGCUAAAAGGAUGAGGGAAGUUGCCGAACUUAUUCUCAGUAUUCCUGAAGAAAAACCCGUAAUUGUUCUGUCGGCAAUGGAGAAGACGAAUAAUAGGCUGCGAUUGGCUGGGGAAAAGGCCGUCGAUUGUGGUGCUUCUAAUGUAUCCAACAUUAAUGAGUUGAGAUCUAUUAAAGAACUGCAUCUCAAGACUGUCAAUGAGCUUGGAGUGGAUAGGUCUACCAUUUCUUCAUUGCUAGAGGAAUUGGAGAAAUUUCUAGAAGGGGUUGCUUCAGUGAAGGAGAUGACUCCAUGUACAAUAGACUAUUUAGUAUCAUUUGGAGUGCGCAUGUCAACAAGGAUUUUUGCAGCAUAUUUGAACAAAAUCGGUGCUAAAGCUCGCCAAUAUGAUGCAGAUAAUAUCGGUUUUAUAACCACAGAUGACUUUACAAAUGCUGCUAUCUUGGAAGCAACUUAUCCCGCUGUUGCAGAGAGAUUGCAUGGAGACUGGAUAAGUGAUCCUGCGAUUCCUGUUGUCACUGGCUUCCUCGGAAAGGGACAGAAAUCUUUUGCUAUAACUACCUUAGGAAAGGGCGGGAGUGACUUGACAGCUACAACCAUUGGCAAAGCCUUGGGUUUACGAGAAAUUCAGGUGUGGAAGUAUGGGGAUGGUUUUUUGACCUGUGAUCCUAAUAUUUACCCGCACGCAGAGCCUGUACCGUUUUUGACAUUUGAGGAAGCAGCUGAACUUGCAUAUUUCAGUGCACAGGUUUUGCAUCCGCAAUCCAUGCGACCUGCUAGAGAGGCGAAUAUUCCUGUUCGGGUCAAGAACUUUUGUAAUCCUAAGGCUCCGGGUACCCUCAUCACCAGAGAUAGAGAUAUGAGUCAGACUGUACUAACCAGCAUAGCGUUGAAGCAGAGUGUCACUGUGCUGGAUAUAAAGAGCACUCGAGCAGUUGGUCAACACGAUUUCUUUAAGAAGGUCUUUUCCAUCUUUGAAGAAUUGGGUAUCUCUGUAGAUGUGGUUGCAACUAGUGAAGUCAGUGUUUUGUUGACAUUGGAUCCCUCAAAGAUUUUGCACAGAGAAUCAAUUCAGCAGAAGCCAAGUGAGCUUGACCGUGUAGUGGAAGAGCUCAAGAAGAUUGCAGAAGUGGAUCUCUUUCUGCACAGAUCUAUAAUAUCCCUUAUUGGCAAUGUGCAGCACUCUCCACAGACACUAAACGAGGUAUUGAGCAUUCUUAUAGAUAAAGAAACCAAUUUCCAGAAGAUCCCUCAAGGAGCAUCUAAGGUGAACAUGUCCUUGAUAGUGAAGGACAGCGAAGGGGAACAAUGCCUGAGGGAGCUUCAUUUGAAAUUUUUUGAGAAGAGGGUUCCCUUUGAACUCAAUACAGCAGAUGCAUUCCAAAAUAGGCAUGACUCUUUAUCAUGUAGCAUUUAUCUCUCCUUUCUGUGA
This is a messenger RNA of Magnolia sinica, 1954 nucleotides long. RefSeq names its product aspartokinase 2, chloroplastic-like. The record is from RefSeq and is a predicted model, not a curated record. Gene Ontology annotation, cellular component: chloroplast stroma. The transcript is spliced from 13 exons. Bases 236 to 1954 code for a protein of 572 amino acids. Lineage: Eukaryota; Viridiplantae; Streptophyta; Magnoliopsida; Magnoliales; Magnoliaceae. Gene Ontology annotation, molecular function: aspartate kinase activity. Gene Ontology annotation, biological process: amino acid biosynthetic process.